Messenger RNA from Exaiptasia diaphana, 1718 nucleotides. Its product is annotated as inosine-uridine preferring nucleoside hydrolase. The coding region runs from base 31 to 963 and encodes 310 amino acids. Gene Ontology annotation, molecular function: hydrolase activity, hydrolyzing N-glycosyl compounds. Lineage: Eukaryota; Metazoa; Cnidaria; Anthozoa; Actiniaria; Aiptasiidae. The transcript is spliced from 2 exons. The record is from RefSeq and is a predicted model, not a curated record.
CCGUUCUUGCAUGCUUCUAGAGCUGAAGAAAUGUCUUCGAAACGAAGGAAAAUAGUCAUCGAUUGUGAUGCCGGAAUAGACGAUGCUCAAGCCAUAAUGUUGGCUCUUUCUUUAGACGUUGAAGUUGUCGCUAUUACGUGUGUUGCUGGUAAUGUCAGUGUUGACCAAGUGGCUAAAAAUGUUCUUAGGAUUCUGGAUGUUUGUGGAAGAACCGACAUUCCUGUCUACAAAGGUGCUGAUCGCGCGCUUCUCGGUCAAGAUUUUGAACUUCCUGUGUAUCAUGGUGAAGAUGGUCUUGGGGAUGCUACAGAUGCUAAAGAACCUGACUUAGAGCUACUUCAGCCCACCCAUGCCGUUACAGCUCUUAUUGAUAUUGUCAAGCAAAACCCUGGAGAAAUCACCAUAGCAGCCUUAGCACCCCUAACAAACUUAGCUUUGGCACUGCGUAUGGAUGAUAGCUUCUCUAAGAACCUCAAGUGCAUUGAUGUCAUGGGGGGAAAUAAGCAGGGCAUUGGAAAUCACUUCAUUUCAGCUGAGUUUAACUUUGGUGCUGACCCAGAAGCUGCUUAUGUAGUCCUUGAAGAGUUUGAAUGCCCUAUAACUAUUACAUCAUGGGAGUUUUGUUUAGAGCAUACUUUUGAGUGGGAUUUCUUCAGCAAAUAUACUAGUUUUCCAAGUGCCAAAUCUCAGUUUUUGAAGUCAAUUUCUACAAAAAUAGAAGAGCAUGAAGAUGGGAAUCUGUGGAUGACUUGUGAUCCUUUUGCAGUUGCAACAGCUGUUUGCCCACACAUUGUGACAUCCCAGAAGGCAUUGCAUGCUACUAUUGAGCUUGGCGGGCAGGUCACAAGAGGGAUGAUGGUAGUUGAUUGGAGAAACUUUCUUCAGAAGAGGAAAAAUAUAAAUCUUAUUGAAAAAGUAGAUUUGGAUCAGUUCAAAGCUUUGCUACUAAAAUCUGUUCAGUAACCAACUACUAAGCAUCCUAAUUAAGAAUAAGACCUGUAGUUUUAACUGUCAAUUAUAUUGCAAAAUUGUCUCCCUAUAUUAACUAAUAAUAAUGAUUUGAUAGAUAGAGCGUUUAUUAAGAUAUUAUCACCUAGCAGUCUUCCAAAUGAAUUAUGUGCAAUGUUGUUUUUUUUUUGUCAAAUGUACAAAUAUUGUCAAAAAAUGUUUUGAUUUGGACAUUGAUGGGUAUUUGCACUAGAAUGCUAUAUUGUCCCCUUGAUGAUGAACUUAUAAGAAUUUAUCAAACAUUCUGAUACUUCGAUGGGACAUGAAUUUAAGUGCCCUUUUUCAUAUACCAUGUGAAUUAAUUUCUAAAUGACUGAACGUCUAGAGAUAGAUUUCAAUUAACCUUUCUCAUCUCCACAUUACUUUUCAAUUUCAGGUUUUUUUAUUUUUUUAUUAUCAUUAUUAUUUCAGUUUUGCUGAUGAGCAGCAGCCAUUUUGGAGAAAGGUCUAUUACAACCUCAGUGUUGUUUAUCAUUCAUUAUCAUCGUCAUCUUCACCAUCAUUCAGUUACUAUUAUUUAUUCAUGUACUGCAAACCGAAUUUGAAUAUAUUAUUACAUGAUGUGUGUGCACUAAUAGGUAACUUUAGCAUGGUGACAUUUUUUAAGCUUAGAGCUCUGCUAUCAAUCAGCACCUUUUAAACAUGAUGGGAAAAGGAUUCCCACUGGUAGUUGCAGUCAGUAUAUGAUAAAUGCCAUCUUGGUAAGGUUA